AUGGCUCUGCUGGCCCUGCUCGUCCUGCUGGCCCUGGCCCGGCCCGUGGGGGGCACGUGGGACACCUGCAGAGGGACCUGCGGGCUCCGGCCCUUGGCUUCCGACCACAGCUCUGCUGCUGGCACCUCCCGGUUCGUGGGUGGCACCGGGGUCCCCCCGGGGUCCUGGCCCGGCAUCGCCAGCGUCCAGGCCACCUGGGCGAACGGCACGUGGCACAUGUGCACCGGUGUCCUCCUCAGCUCCCAGUGGGUCCUCACGGUCGCACACUGCUUCGCCAGGGGCGGGGACAUCUCCACGUGGGAGGUGGUGUUGGGGGCCACAGACCUGAGCCAGCCGGGCCCCGAGGCUGCGGUGAGACACAUCCAGAGGCUCCUGGUACACCGGCACUACGUGCCUGCCACGGCGAGGAAUGACAUCGCCCUGCUGGAGCUGGAGCAGCCCGUGGAGUGCAGCGACUACAUCCAGCUGGGCUGCGUGCCCGACGCCUCGCUCAGGGUCUCGGAGCUGAAAUCCUGCUACAUCGCCGGCUGGAACUUUGCCAGAGGGGAGGGAACGGGAAUGGUUCUGCAGGAGUCCAAGGUCCACCUCAUGGACACGGAGCUCUGCAACAGCAGCCGCUGGUACUCGGGGGCCGUUCAUGCUGACAACCUGUGUGCUGGGUACCCGCAGGGUGGCAUCGACACCUGCCAGGGGGACAGUGGGAAUCCUCUCAUCUGCAAGGACAACAGAGCCGACUACUUCUGGCUUGUGGGAAUGAACAGCUGGGGAAAAGGCUGUGACAGAGCCAGGCACCCCGGGGUCUACACCUCCACUCAGCACUUCUACAACUGGAUCCUGCUCCAGACGGGCCUGAGCCCAGCUGACAUAUCCGGUCCAGCACCAGAGCUGAACUGCACCCCGACUCGUGAGCCAGAGGUCACCUCGACUUCUGCUGAGACCCCGAUACCGGAGCCGGAACCAGAGCCGGAACCAGAGCCAGAACCAGAGCCAGAGCCAGUGCCAGAGCCUGAACCAGAGCCAGAACCAGAGCCAGAGCCAGUGCCAGAGCCGGAACCAGUGCCAGUGCCAGAGCCAACACUAGAGUCAGAGCCGGAACCAGAACUGGAACCAGAGCCAGAGCUGGAACCAGAGUCAGAACCAGAGCUGGUGCCAGAGCCAACGCCAGUGCCAGUGCCAGAGCCAGUGCCAGAGCCAGUGCCAGAGCCAGAGCCAGUGCCAGAGCCAGAGCCAGUGCCAGAGCCAACACUAGAGUCAGAGCUGGAACCAGAACUGGAACCAGAGCCAGAGCUGGUGCCAGAGCCAGAGCCAGUGCCAGUGCCAGAGCCGACGCUAGUGCCAGUGCCAGAGCCAGAGCUGGAACCAGAGCCAGUGCCAGUGCCAGAGCCAACUCUAGUGCCAAUGCCAGAACCAGAGGAGGAACCACAGCCAGAGCCAGAGCCAGAGCCGGCCCCGGAGGCAGAGCCGGUACCAGAGCCAGAGCCGGCCCCGGAGGCAGAGCCGGCCCCGGAGGCAGAGCCGGUACCAGAGCCAGAGCCGGCCCCGGAGGCAGAGCCGGCCCCGGAGGCAGAGCCGGUACCAGAGCCAGAGCCGGCCCCGGAGGCAGAGCCGGCCCCGGAGGCCGAGGAGCCGGUGCCGACACGGGAAGCGGACCGGCUUCUGCUCAUCUCGGUGCCGUACCGGAGCCUGCUGAAGUUCUGUGACCUGCUCAGGAAUUUCCUGCGGUUCCUGAGGGAGCAGCUGGGCUGA
Messenger RNA from Pseudopodoces humilis (Tibetan ground-tit), 1746 nucleotides. The record is from RefSeq and is a predicted model, not a curated record. NCBI's taxonomy places the organism in Eukaryota, Metazoa, Chordata, Aves, Passeriformes, Paridae.